Messenger RNA from Ahaetulla prasina, 4114 nucleotides. RefSeq names its product alkylglycerol monooxygenase (gene AGMO). Gene Ontology annotation, biological process: lipid biosynthetic process. The record is from RefSeq and is a predicted model, not a curated record. Bases 201 to 1550 code for a protein of 449 amino acids. Gene Ontology annotation, molecular function: oxidoreductase activity; iron ion binding. NCBI's taxonomy places the organism in Eukaryota, Metazoa, Chordata, Lepidosauria, Squamata, Colubridae. The transcript is spliced from 13 exons. Gene Ontology annotation, cellular component: endoplasmic reticulum.
AUGAUGACACGCCGCGACUGCGAAACUAAUCGCAUUCCGAAACUAAUUGUUUUCUAGCCUGUGAAUUGAACUUUCUUCCAGUUGACAGAGCUAAAAUAUUUCCGUAUCCACGUUGGAUUGUCUCUCUCAUUCUAGCUUUGCAUCAAAGAGGAGGCACCUCUUUCUGGAAGACGAAGUGCAAACCUUUUAGGCCCGCAAGCAUGGCAGCUGCCACCGCGAUCCCUAAACAGGCUGUCUCUGUUUUUCAGGAGUUCCGCGCCAUGUUUUACGUUCUUGGUCCCAGCGAGAGCUCCUUCCGCAGCGUCAAGGAAGUUCCCGAUUACGUGGACAAGGCAACUCCCUUGUUCGUUACCCUGAUUUUGCUGGAGGUCAUAAUUAAGUGGGUCCAGAAAAGACAUUUUUCAUUCCUCCACAGUGAUGAUAUAACAUCUUUGUCUGCAGGUAUCUUCUCAAGAAUUCCAGAUGUUAUUUCUCGAAGUGUUGAAAUAUCGGCAUAUAUCUAUGUGUGGAACAACUAUAGAAUGAUGGAACUACCAUGGGAUUCAUCAUGGACAUGGUAUUUGACCUUCAUUGGAGUAGAUUUUGGAUACUAUUGGUUUCAUCGUAUGGCCCAUGAAAUUAAUUUUUUGUGGGCCGGUCAUCAAGCACAUCAUAGUUCUGAACAUUAUAACUUAUUCACAGCAUUAAGGCAAUCUAUUCUGCAAAAAUUUGCAUCAUGGAUAUUUUAUCUGCCAUUGGCUCUUUGCAUUCCACCUUCAAUAUUUGCUGUUCAUCUUCAAUUUAAUCUCCUUUACCAGUUCUGGAUACAUACAGAGGUCAUUGAAAAUCUUGGUCCAUUGGAGUUUAUUCUCAAUACUCCUAGUCAUCAUAGAGUUCAUCAUGGCAGAAAUCCAUAUUGUAUUGAUAAAAACUAUGGUGGUACAUUAAUUAUUUGGGACAGAAUAUUUGGUACCUUUGCUGCAGAAAAAGAUAAAGUUGUGUAUGGUUUAACACACCCCAUAAAUACUUUUGAAUCAUUAAAAGUUCAGUUUCAUCAUUGUGUUUAUAUAUGGAGCAUAUUUUGGACCACACCUGGAUUUGUCAAUAAGCUUUCAGUUAUAUUCAAGGGACCAGGAUGGGCACCAGGCAAGCCAAGACUUGGCCUUAUUGAGGAAAUUCCCGAAGUCACUGGGAAGGAAGUUCCUUUCAACCGCAAAUUGCCAAGCUACAUGUCUAUCUAUGUAAUAAUGCAUUUUGCCUUAAUGAUGGGAUUUUAUGUUGACUUAACUACUUCCAAAUAUACGUUAUCACAGGUAACUCUCCUCAUGAGGGUUGGCUACAUUGUUCUGACAUUGACCUCCAUUGGUUUCCUUAUGGACCAAAGACCUGAAAUGACUUUCAUGGAAUCUGCACGUUGCUCUGCUUUUCUUGCUCUGCAGAAGCUUGGAUAUUUGGAAGUACAUUCUGCGCUUUUAUCAACUACCUCUGAGGUACUAUUUUCCCUCUGCAUUGCGUUUUGGGGAAUUCAGAUCAUAAAGCAACUCACUUCAAACUCAGCAAAGCAACACUAAGAAGAAGUCUAUCAAAAUUUUAUUUUUUGUGAUGGAUUACUUUCAUCUGUGCAGAAUUACAGUAGAGAUUUCUUUAAUAUAUUCAUCAAUAGAAACAACAACAUAUAACCAAAUCUAAGAUCAACAUUUCUCAAUUUCUUUACUUUUGUUUAUUUGGAAACUUCUGAAUUUUCUGCAUUAAUUUCAUUUAUAUGCAAAUCUUUUAUGUAAUUUUAAAACUAAAAUAAAUAUUAAUUAUAUGUGGUGGCAAUAAACUCGUUUGGUUUCUUUAUAUGUUAAUAAAAUCAAAAGACUUUGUCAUAUAGGAGGUGAAGUUUCACUGAUUUAAGAUGAAUAUUGAAGAGAAUUUUGCAAUUAAUCAUGAAUACACUUCACACUUGCAAAUGUAAACAUCAACCUGUGGAUUUUUUAACUUGACUGUAAUUCACUCAAGUGGAUUGUAUUCUGCCUUUCUUUCCAGAAAGGAUGCAAAGCAAUUAACAAUUAAAAUUUUGAUUUUAAAAAAAGCAAAUAAUUAUGAAAAGACCUGGAUAAAAAUAGAAGUCUUAACAAAUUUGCUAAAAGUAGAAAGAAUGGGGCUGAACACUACCCAAGAGAUUCUAUUUUAUAAUUUGGGAAUUGCAUCAAAGGCUAUUCAAUAUGUCUCAACUACACAAAAAUUGAAACCAAUGCUAAGGAUUGCUUUCUUGUAGAAUAAUGCUACACAUUAUAUUGUGAUAACUACAUAUAGUCCCCGAUAUACAGCAGUUCAUUUAUUAACCAUUUGAAGUUGCAACAGUACUAAAAAAAGGACUUAUGACCAUUUUUCUCACUUACAACAUUGCAUCCUCCCUGUAGUCACAUGAUCAAAUUUCAUGUGUUUGGCAACUGGUUCAUAUUGAUGAUGAUUUCAGCAACGGGGAAACCACAUUCACUUAAAAACCAUGUUACUAAAUUAAUAACUGCAAUGAUUUACUUAACAAUUGUGGCAAGAAAGUUUGGAAAAUUGGGCAAAAGUCAGUUAACCAAUGUUUCAUUUAGCAACAUAAAUUUUGGAUUCAAUUGUAGUUGUAAGUUGAGGACUAACAUACUGUCUUCUGCAUCAAACCCCAAAUUGUGCCAUAUUUCAAGAACAAAAGCAAAAAUCUGUAAGGUAUGCCCAGCAAACUAUUGGCAGUGCUUCUAAUAUCACGAAUUGGUUAACACUCUGGAUUUUGCACAACUAGAAUCUCCAGAGCAUAAAUAAUCUUUCAGUCAUCUCCUUUGACAGAGUUGUUUGUUUGUUUUGCAUCGGAUGAGGCUUUUAUAUACACAGCUUCACAGAAAGAGCCUUGGAUAUCUAAAGAAGUUUCAGAUACAGGGCUUAGAGGCAUUUUUGCAAAUGGAGGGGAUACUGGACCUUGGUACUUCACUUUGCAACUUGUUACUUUUCUGGUUCUUCUUUUAAGUAUCUUUUGAAAAUUUAUAAAUAGGCAGGUAACAUAUUUUGUGCCAAAGGAGAUGUUGGAUGGCUCAUUUAUGCCCAGGAUCCUGCCAUGGAUAUUCUAGUUGUAUAAGCUAUUAUAUUUCUUCUCCUGCUUCCUGCUGUUCAAGCUUUUGAUCCUCAGUUUCACAUACUGCUACCCUAGACUCUGAACUUCUGCUGUCAUCAUGAGUUAUUAACUGUGUCUGAUUUUUUCCUUGAAACUCUGUUGUUGCUUUUGGUGUAUCCAAUCUCUGAUCUUCAGAUUGUCUUCUUUCUCAGCUGUGUUUCCCCUUUUCAAUUUUGAUGGAUUUUUGCUUUUGGUUAUCUGUUAUAAACUGCAGGUUAACUCUGCACCCUACUAUAAAUCUGUAUCCUAGUAUAACAGUGAAAAAUUAAGCCCAUCCGGAUGCACGUUGCUGUCUAAAAGUGAACCUAAAUGACGUUCUGUUUUGUCUGUCUGUCUGUCUAUCUGUCUGUCUGUCUGUCUGUCUCUCUCUCUCUCUCUCUCUCUCUCUCUCUCUCUCUCUCUUUCUCUUCCUACCUACCUACCUACAUCUGUCUGUCUAGCUCUACCUACCUACCUACCUCUAUCUAUCUAUCUAUCUAUCUAUCUAUCUAUCUAUCUAUCUAUCUAUCUAUCUAUCUAUCUAUCUAUCUAUCUAUCGUAUAUACUGCCUUUAUUAUUUUUACAAAUAAUUCAAGGGGUGAACAUUUAGCAUAAACACUUUUAAAGAAUUUCAUUCUUAAAUGAUUGAAAAUGAUCACUAGAAGUGAUCAGGAAGACCUGUAAGAGCUAUAACUGAAGAGAAGGAGCUUGUAUCAGGUAGGCCUUUGGAUAAUGGCUUGUACAACAUUAUAUCUUAGAAGACAUGGCUAAGCCUAUAAUUGCAUCUUUUUUGCUAUUAAACUAUUAUUUAUUCAGAUCCUUGAGAUCUGUUGAAAUUUUAAUUUUUUGUCACAUUAUCUAUGUCAUGUUUAUGUUUUUAUUUCUUUUACUGAUAUAUUUGAAUGUUACAUAAAUUCCUAAUUCAGCUGGACGGUAAUGCCUGUAGUAGAUUAUAGCAAUAUUUGAAAAGUAUAAAUAACAGCAUAAUAAAUAACAGGAAGUAACUUUACACAA